AUCCAACAGGUCAGCAAUACAAAUGGAAAUAAAUUCCGGUUGUAAGUGUAAAUAGCAAGUUCUCUUGUUGAGUGAAAUACCCGGGUAACAGUGUAAUAUGGUGGAAUCGUCGUAUAGCACAUUACAUCUCAUAGUUGAACAUAUUCACGACGCCAAGACUAAUGCAAUGUAAUGCAUCUAUUAUGUCAAAUCGACAAGACGAGGACCAAAGCAACAGACUGAACUCUGUUGGGAUGGGUUGAGAAAGGCCGAGGAGAGAGAUUGACGACGCCCAGCCAGCUCUACAUACAUAGGUGCACAUUUGACAGCAUCUCAGCACAGUGAUUGCCAUACUUUCUCCUCAGUAGUUGAAAUAAACCUCGGGUUCCUUUCCGACAGUACGAUGCCGUCCUCAGGACCACAGGUUUACAAGUGGAGAACGGCGUCCAAAAUCAUUGCGAUUGUGGAUUUGGUUUUAUCUAUUCUCACCAUAUGUCUGUUGGCACUUGCAUUAAUUUUUGUCCUCUUUGGAGCCAAAUUAGCUAUCGACGAAUUUAAUGAAGAUGAACGAUUUGACGACCACCGGUCACAAGCUGCUGGAGCUUUUAUGAUUGUGUCCGCCGUCGUGUUUGGAAUUGCGAUUCUGCUCGUUGUAAUUGACGUAGUGGCAGCGUCGAGACUCUUGGCUGCGACGAAGGAGGGAGUUUCGCCCUCUGAAGCCUUGAGCAAAGCAAAAUGCUGGAGAAUUCUGAAUAUCAUUUUCCUAGUUUUUUGUGUCCUGGGAAUAUUUGGGGGAGGCACCCCCUCUCAAAAGGGAGGAUCCAUGGUCAACGCGAUCCUCCGAGGUGUGGGUGUGGUCAUCGUGACCCUCUUCAUGAAAGAGUUAGAGUCUGCUGCAACCACACCCCAAGUUUACUACGAACCUGGACAGGCAUAAGAAGUUAAACCCGAGUUAAUUUCGGUAAUCCCAGGGUGCAAUGAUGCCGCGUUGGAUAGUUUGCAUGGUUCUUGAGCUCCAACUAACCUAAAAAUCUGUAUCCGUAUUUAUCACAAUAUCUCUUGUCAAGUCUUCAUUGAAAUAACAAAUCGCAGCGUAAAAAUCCUUGUUCAUUACAUUAAUUAAGAUUCUGCUGACGAUUAUAUCAAGACAUGACUGAUGACAGGACGAUAUACACUUGAACGCUUUGCUGCCACAUAUACGCUUCAUGUAAUUGAGAUUAUGCAUACAUAUAAUUUACUUUUUUGUGGGUUUGUGUAUUUAAAUAAACAAGCUCACUUUAAUGCGUUUAUUUUACCUAAUUAUCUAUAUAAUUUAAGUUAAAAGUUUUACCGGAAAGUGUCAGUCAAGCCUAUCGUUCAUUCAUGCUCUAUGAAAUGGUAACUUUUCCUAUACACCAAUAGUACUCAUUCUCAGAUACAAUCGCCAAGAAAUAGACACAAAUGUGUUUAUUUUAUCCAGGAAUAUAAUUAUAUUCCUGGAUACAUAUUAUAAACUUUUGAACGUCUUUCUGAAUCACUGCCUUGUACUUAAGCCAAUUCCACAGAUGACGUGAAAAUCUGUCCACUCAUCUAAUGCAUGGGAAUGUUGCAUGCUAUUUUUGCUGUGUCCACUGUUGAAAAGUUUCAAUUCAAAUUACAGGUUUUAUGUAAAUACUUAUCUUUAUGCGUUUAUGUACGCUUACAACAUUUAAAUGAAUAAAAUAUUUAUAUUCGUCCUUUUCUUCAGUUUCA
Molecule: messenger RNA, 1710 nt
Organism: Folsomia candida
Lineage: Eukaryota; Metazoa; Arthropoda; Collembola; Entomobryomorpha; Isotomidae
Exons: 4
Coding region: 383-916 (177 amino acids)
Source: RefSeq, a predicted model, not a curated record